AUGCCAUUCCUUCAAGCUAAAAACCACCGCCUGUACUAUGCCGACUCCCACCCCGACGGCCCGCCACGAGGCUUGACCUUCAUCUUCAUCCACGGCCUGGGCUCGUCGCAGAACUACUACUUCCCCGUCAUCCCCCACCUCACCAAAGAGCACCGCUGCAUCACCAUUGAUACAUACGGCGCUGCCCGCUCCCCAUACACCAAUGACUCGAUCUCAAUCCCCAGCAUCGCAGAGGACGUCAUCGGCGCGCUGGACGCGCUGAACAUCCCCAAGGCCGUCGUAGUCGGCCACUCAAUGGGCGGACUCGUCGUGACAGAGCUGGGCGCACGGUACCCAGACCGCAUGGCCGGCGUCGUGGCAAUUGGACCGACGCACCCAUCCGAGAUGCUGGUAUCGGUUAUGAACAAGAGGGCCGACACUGUACUGGAGUUUGGAAUGGAACCAAUGGCCAACACCAUCCCCUCCGCCGCCGUCGGCUCCCGAAGCACCCCGCUCCAGAAGGCGUUUAUCCGGGAACUUUUGCUUGGUCAGGAUCCUAAGGGUUAUGCGGCGCUCUGUCGCGCUAUUGCUACUGCGCAGCCGGCGGAUUACGCGGCCGUCAAGGCGCCGUUUAUGCUGAUUGCUGGCAAAGAGGAUAAAUCUGCGUCUAUGGAGGGAUGUAAGCAUAUCUACGACCAUGUGUCUAGCCAGAAGAAGUCGCUUGAGGUUUUGGAGGGGGUUGGACAUUGGCAUUGUAUUGAGGCUGCUGAUGAGGUUGGUGGUUUGCUUGCGCAGUUUGCGAGUGAGAUUUCUUAG
Messenger RNA from Penicillium cinerascens, 795 nucleotides. Its product is annotated as alpha/beta fold hydrolase. The record is from RefSeq and is a predicted model, not a curated record. The coding region runs from base 1 to 795 and encodes 264 amino acids. NCBI's taxonomy places the organism in Eukaryota, Fungi, Ascomycota, Eurotiomycetes, Eurotiales, Aspergillaceae. The transcript has 2 exons.